CUUGGCGUCCCCAUCCAGGCCACUCCCUGCCUCCCGUCCCCAGGGUUUGCCUUCCCGGAUUGGGCCUACAAGCCGGAGUCAUCCCCUGGCUCGAGGCAGAUCCAGCUGUGGCACUUUAUCCUGGAGCUGCUGCAGAAGGAGGAGUACCAGGGUGUCAUCGCCUGGCAGGGGGACUACGGGGAGUUCGUCAUCAAGGACCCUGAUGAAGUGGCCCGGCUCUGGGGCAUCCGCAAGUGCAAACCCCACAUGAAUUAUGACAAGCUGAGCCGGGCCCUGCGUUACUACUACAACAAGCGCAUCCUCCACAAGACCAAAGGCAAGAGGUUCACCUACAAGUUCAACUUCAGCAAAGUCGUGCUAGUCAAUUACCCACUGCUGGAUGUAGCAGCUGCUGCCACUGGCUCCCCACUCUUGUUGACCCCUGGUCCCUUUGCAGGGGGCCCUGGGCCAGAUGCUCCUCCCCUCACCCCAGAGGCCCUGCAGACCCUGUUCUCUGCCCCACGCCUGGGAGAGCCGGGGGCUCGGACACCCCUGUUUACCCCAGAGACGGACAAACUGCGGCUGGACAGCCCUUUCCCGUUCCUGGGCUCUGGUACCACUGGCUAUUCCAAGCCCCCCAGCCUGCUGGGUCCCUACGGCCGCGCCUUCCCUGAGUACCCCUGGAACUUUAACCCAUACCUCACAGGCCCCUUCCCCAAGCUCUCCCCUUCUCUCUAUCCCCCACACUUCUACCCCAACUCCCUGGCCAGUUCCCUGGGCCACCUGCCUUCCACAGGAGCAGGGGGAGGCCCCACGGCUGCACCCCUGCUGGCUGCGACUGGGGAGGGCCUGGGUCCUGAACGCCCCUCAGGCCUGGUGGCAGCCCCUCGCCUGGCACUGCCAGGAGCAGGGGGUCCAGAGACCACGCUGGGCAGAAAGGAAGACAGUGACUCAGAAUUGGAGAUUACUGAUGUCAGCGGCUGCAGCUCUGACAGCGAGGGCGAUGAGGGCCUCCAGGUGUCUCCCAAAGCCAAGGCAGGCAAAGGGGGGACCGGCAGCUGAGCCAGCGUGGGGUGACGGAUUCUGCCGAGGUGGGGACCAGGACAGCCACCCAUGAAGCCUCUGCCAUCUGGUCUGCCCUCGAUGUCAGCCAAGGCCUAGGACCAGGCCCUGGCACCCUCCCAGAGCCCAGUCUCCCUCCCCAACCCCAGAGUGGGGGUCUCGCCUUCCCCUCCAUGGAGGGGGAGGGAAGAAAAUGGCCUCCACCCCCCCCCCCAGGCUCCAGUUUGAGGGGGGUCCCCGCCUGGCCCCACUCCCAAAGUGCAAUACGGCGCCCAGCCUCCCCUGCCCACCCCUGUGCUGUGACCUGUGUGUUUGUGUGGCCGUGUCUCCAACCCCCUGUGCCGGCCCCCAUCCUGAUACCCUCACACAGGCCCCCCUGGGGACAGGGAGCUCAGAGCAAUAACCCCGCCCCCAGCCCCUACCCAGGAGGGGCCCUCUCCCCACCAGCUCCCCACGACCUCCACAGCCACCUACAGAGUUUACUACAAAAAUAAAAGAACAGAGGGAGACGUGGGUGCCCAG
This is a messenger RNA of Ictidomys tridecemlineatus (thirteen-lined ground squirrel), 1563 nucleotides long. NCBI's taxonomy places the organism in Eukaryota, Metazoa, Chordata, Mammalia, Rodentia, Sciuridae. The record is from RefSeq and is a predicted model, not a curated record.